Dermatophagoides farinae (American house dust mite) is the source of this 1305-nucleotide messenger RNA. The record is from RefSeq and is a predicted model, not a curated record. NCBI's taxonomy places the organism in Eukaryota, Metazoa, Arthropoda, Arachnida, Sarcoptiformes, Pyroglyphidae.
AAUAAUCAAUAAUCAAUGAUGGAUUCAAAUAUUCACAAUAAUAAUAACAAUGAAUAUCGUUGGCAUCUUGAAAAUCUAUGCCGUGAAUAUCGUAUUGCAUUCGAAUCACUAAAAGAAUUAAUCACUAUACUUCCUGGUGAAAAAAUUUUCUCACAAACCGAAUUAGAUAGAUAUGUACAGGAUAUAUCCAUUAUUGAUUCGAAUCUCAUUCAAUUAUCAUCACAUUAUGGUAUAGUAUCGAUUUUGAAUCCAUUCUUGCAUAAUUUUAUUUUAUUUUAUUUUGUUUUUCUAGAUACAUUAUCAUCAUCAUCAUCAACAUCAACAUCAUCGACAGCCAUAUCAAUCAAUGAUUCAUCAUCGUCAUCAUCAUCAAAUUUACAUUAUUAUUAUACAUCAUUACCACAUUCAACAUUACUACCAUUGAAUGAAGACAAUGUUGAUGAUAAUAACAACAAUAAUAACAUUCAUUACUAUGAAUCUUGGAAUUUGAAUUCGAAUUUAAAUUAUAUUACUGAUGAUGUGGAUGUCGAUUCAAACAAAAACAAAACCACAACAACAACAACAAACAAAUCAUCAUCAUCGACAUCGAAUCAAAAAAAAUUAAAAACAAAUGAAUCAAGAAUAUGGUAUAAAUGUGGUUGGGAUGGCUGUAGUUUCGGUAGUUUCUAUAAUGGCGUCGUAAAACGUCAUAGUUAUAAACGGCAUAGUGGAAAAAUUAAAAUUGAUAAAUCAUCAAAUUUAUCGAUGCAUCGAUUUAAAUGUGAUUGGCCUGGAUGUGAUGUAUCACUUGUUGCAUAUCAUAAACUUGUCGAACAUAAACGAAAACAUACUGGAGAGAAACCAUUUCGUUGUAAAUGGAAAUCUUGUAAUUAUGCUACAGCAAGAUUAUAUAGUAUGAUUAUACAUGAACGUACACAUAAAUUGGAUCCAUUCUUUUAAAUGGUUUUGCAAAUAUCAAUUGUUCAAAAUUUAAUUAAAAAAAAAAAAACUGAAGACGAAGACAGAAAAAAAGUUGUCAAAAAGUCAAUCAUCAUCAAUCGUCAUCAUUAUUACUAUUGGCCCUCAUAAAUUUCAAGUUUCCUAAUAAUGAUGAUGAUGAUCAUCAUCAUCAUCAAAACGGACAAGACUUUCAAGGAUCUCGAACAUCAUCAUGAUCAAUAUCAUGACAUCAAUUGUCAUCAUCAUCAUCAUCAUUUACAAUUCAUAUAUUCAUUACAAAACAAAAAUAUUGCUGUUAUAUUUAUACAUUUCGAACCGAUAGCAGAUGUUUGAAAAAAAAAGAAAAGAAAAACUUUUUCUUUUGUA